Messenger RNA from Nicotiana attenuata, 900 nucleotides. RefSeq lists its product as uncharacterized. The coding region runs from base 1 to 900 and encodes 299 amino acids. The transcript has 5 exons. Lineage: Eukaryota; Viridiplantae; Streptophyta; Magnoliopsida; Solanales; Solanaceae. The record is from RefSeq and is a predicted model, not a curated record.
AUGGCACUUAUAUGGCUGAAGCUAAAAAGACUAAAAGAUGAGGUUAAGAGUCUGAACAAGGCUAUGGCAAGCUAUGAACAAAGACUGACUCAAAUUAGGCAGAGUCUGGAAUGUGUUCAAGCAGCUCUAGUCACUGAUCCUUUUAAUCAGAUGUUGAUUGAGCGGGAGAAGCAACAUAUGAGUGAUUUGGAGAAAUGGAGUACAAUAGAAGAAAGAAUAUUGAGCCAGAAAUCUAGAGCAACGGGGAUUGAUUAUGGUGACUCCAACUCUGAAUAUUUCUAUGCACAGUUGAAAAUAAGGGCUAGCAAGAAUAAUAUUACUUCUGUAUACAAUGACUUGGGGAUGAAGAUCACUGAUCUAAAGGCUGUGGGAAAGGAGUUUACUGAAUUCUUUACACAGCUAAUGGGGAAUGCUAAUGGAUUAAUGCCACGCCCUAAUACUAAGAUUGAUGAAGCAAUUAGGGAUAUGCCAAAGGAUAAAGCCCCUGGACUGGAUGGUAGAAUGAUGCCAGCAUGGAAUUGUACUGCUAUUACACUGAUUCCUAAGAUCCGAGCUCCAUCUAAAGUGAAAAACUACAGGCCUAUAGCAUGCUGCACUACAUUGUAUAAGGUUGUUGCAAAGAUACUGACUAGAAGAAUAAAGAAGUUUCUUAGGUGUAUGCUAACUGAUCUUGGGUUGCCCCAGAAGUUCAUCCAUUGGGUAAUGGAGUGUGUUUCAACAGUGUCUUACUCUUUCAUGCUUAAUGGUUGCCUUACCAAACCAUUCCAGGCCAGGAGAGGGAUUAGGCAAGGAGACCCCAUGUCUCCUUACCUAUUUGUCAUUGCAAUGGAGGAAGAUAAAACUUCAGCAACCAAAAUGCAGGAAACUUUCCGAAGAUUUUCUGUUGUGUCUGGCCUUUAG